GAUGAGAUGAAAACAUUUACGCCUGCAAUGUAUAUUGUUGGACUUUAAUUAGUAAUCACUAUUCAUAGAAAAUGAGUGUCAGAUUAUAAUGCUUCUAGUUUUAAUGCAACAUUAUCUUGGCACGCGCCUGGCAUAUCAGUUCAGUAAAAGCAGACAUCGUAUUGUGUGUUUUUUCGUUCGUACCUUCUGUGCAGUUCCAGAGUAGGUUUAAAGCAGAUUGCUUAGGGUGUAAAUAAACUUUAGCAACAAGCGAAGAAAUUGGAAAACUUAUGAUGCAUCAACAACUGACGACUCGCCAAGAUUUUCCUUAUCAAAUAUUUUCUAUUUUUGAUAGAUAAGUUUAAGAGACAUAUCUUUGGUGCGUUUGAUUGGGAGUAGUGAAGGAUACGGCGCUGGUGUCUGAGAUCCAUUCAUUGGGUCGGUGCCAUCCCCGGCUGGUUAACUCGAUCCGUCUCUAGAGAUCAAAACUCAGCCCGGUUCCACAUGUAGAUCGGAAAAUGCAUUGGAAGAAUCGAGAGAUGUAGUGCCUUGGACUUUAUAUAUACAUAUAUUUUUUGCCUUUUAUCCGUUGGACCAAUUUUCACCAUGUCUUACAGACGUUAUUCCAGAGACUUAGGUAGUUCGCCGUCGUAUGACCGGGGAUAUGGCAGUGUGUCUAGUGGAAGAAGUCAUGGAUCAUCUUACGAUAACAUGGGAACAAGUAAAGGAUAUGGUUCACCUAGUAAAUUCGGAACAGGGAGUAGCAACUAUCUAAGUCCAUCAUACGGGUCUUCAUCCAAAAAUUACUCUUCACCCAGUUACCAGCCAUCCAAUCGUUAUUCAUAUAGUGGAUCUAGUCCAUACAACAGCAGCAGCAACAGAUAUUCAUCAUACGGCGGAGGAGGCGGUCUAUACAGCAGCCCCGUCCAGGAGCGGAUCCAACGGUUCUCAACUGGAGAAAACCGCUCUUCGAGACAGGACAUGUAUUCACCACUUAAUAGCAACCGUGCCCCUUCCGUUGGAAGGGACAAUUCAUACGGAUAUGAUAAGCAUUCCACAAGAAGUGCAAACUCUGACCCAUACAGCAAUAGGUCUGGCUAUCUCUCUGACUAUGGAGGAAGCACAAGAUCAUUUGGAUCAUAUGAUAAUUCUUCACUUCGCUCAGGACGAAGUUAUGGAGGGGCCAGUAGAGAAAGUUCUCCUGUAAGUAACAGAUCGUCAAGGUACGAGUAUAGUGGAAGUGCAUCACCUUCAUACUCCACAUAUACCUCUGAAGCUUCACCACCAGUUUCACGAAAAUACGAAAGACAACAAGCAAGAGCAUCUGAGGCAGACCACGAUCCGUAUGGUCGUCGGCGCUCUCGUGAUUAUGGUAGUAUCCCACCUCCUCGAAAAGAGUUAGUUACCUCCGAAAGUGACACAGAUGACAGUGCUCCAGAAGCUGAGAAAGAUGGAUUCAAAGGACGAUAUCUUAUCUCUCGGGGAACUUCUCCACCUCCAGAAGGAGGAACGCGUCGCGAUAUAAAACAAUACAGGCGUGGAAAAUCAAACAGUAUAGCAAAGACAAAAAGAUUACGUCCUCAGAGUCGUGAACUCCGACGAGAUGGUCGGUUUCGCGGUCGAACAUCAACAAACGUUGUUGACUGUGCAACACAAACUCUUGAGCCACCGUCUCCCAGACGGGGAAGACGUGGUUCUGCCGGUAGUAAUGCAGGCAGUGCCGGAGUGGACAUGCGUGAAAAGGCAGCGUUAGCAGCUUUAGCCAUGAUGGAAGAUGGAGGGGGUGGAAAUGGAGCUGGAGAAGCAUUUUACAAGUACAGAGACAAAUUUUCGAAUCCCAUGUCACCUGGUUAUAACGAUGACGGCAACAAACCAAAUAGAUAUUCUUAUCGUGAUAAAGAAGCAACUGUGGCCGAUGUGCCAGGAGAGAGAUCGUGGAGAAAAGCAGUGUAUGGCGAUGUAGAAACACCGAAAUCUGUUGCAGAUUCUGAAGACGAAGCUCUUGUUCCUAGAAGAAGAAGAGCCCCUAGAACAAGCACUCCCAAGUCACCAAAUGAAGUUAAUACAGAAGAACCACUCAGUCCCCGAUUUAGACAAAGGGAUGUAAACAGAGAUUCCAGACCAGACUAUAACCGUUCUUCUUCAAGGGAAAGUAUUUUAGACGAGACGCCGAGACGGAAACGGCAUAGCAGUCGGGAACUGCUAGAUAACCCCGGGGAGCCAGAUAUAAUAGUUCAUUCUCCCGUAGAUUCACAACCUCCCGUGCAACGUCGCAGACGACAUGGAAGCAGAGAGUUACUGGACGAUCCAGUCGACGCCGAUGCUCCUUUAACACCGGAAAACCUUUCCCUUCGUGAUAGUAUUGAAAAGGUUCACCAGUGGAAGCAACAGCUACCGAUACAAGAUCCUUACUCACGGGACGUUCAUCCUGCACCAAGUGGUCCCAUCAGGAACUUAGAGCCUAGGUUUCCGAGAAGUGAUUCUGGUGAGUACUUCUCUGCGCAUGAUUACCCUCCCUCGAAAUCUUCUAAAUACUCCGAAAGGGACCUUUCUAGUCGCGAUGUGUCACCCGAUCGAGUUCGCGGGCGAAGGUCAGUGCGUGAGCCUUCGCCACCCCGCGAGGAGUCUCCGCCUCCUCGAAGAGGAAGGCGUGGAAGAUUGAGAAGUGACCAAAAUGACAAUGUCUUUACAAACGACAGUGGUCAUGAACAUAGACUAAAAAAUAAAAGCUACCGAAAAUCAAAUCUUAACAGAUCCAUAGAUCUGGAUGAUGAAGCAGAUGGCGAUUCUAACGUGAGAUCAAGAAGAAGCGAUUCCAGAAGUUUGAAUCCUCCGGCCCAAAACAAUCGUAAAUCUGGUAGUUCUUCCGAUGCAUUUUCCAGAGACGAUUCUCCUAAUCGUCGACAUUCUCGUCAAUCAUCAUAUGAGAGUCGACGAAUUAGAAGGGAAGGUUCGCGAGAAGAUACAUUAGAUGACAGGAAGCUGCGCCGAGAUGGACAUCAAAGUGACCGUGGCCAGGCAAGUGAUAGUUCUCAUUAUGGUUUCAAUCGUGAGGAUUCGCCUAAUCGAUUUCAAUAUUCUAAAAGACGACAAAUAAGCAGAAAUAAUUCGCGCGAUGACAACCUGGAUGAUCGACAACCUUACAGCAGGCAAGGGUCGGAUGACAAUGUACUUGAUGAUAGAGUCAAUGCAUACAAUCGUCCAAAAAGUCUGGGUGUGUCCAAUGAAAGCCUGGCUCAUAUGAGCAACUCAUCUUCCAUCCCCUCAAUGAACUCUGUGGUACCGGACGAUGGACAUUUACGGAAAGGAACUUCAUCCUCUUCAGUUAUGUCUAACGAAACUAGAGCGACACCGUCGCCAAGAUCACCAAACCAACAAGGUAUGAAUAAAGAAUCAGGGUUACCAGACCUUGUCUCGGGGGCCAAUGAAACAGGUACCCAACAGUCAAGUCGUAAACCGCAGCAGGCAAAGCGAACAAAAAGUGGGUUUAUUGGGGCAAACAUGGAUAUCGACAAUAUUUUAGGUAGUAACGAGGAUGGCUCUAAAAAAGGCAAAAUGUCUGGAGAUUAUUUCGCAGACAGUAAAAAUCUUGACGAAGUAAUGGUUAAAAGACCACAAAACUUGAUGGAUACACCAGUUCCUGAUCAUCCUCAUCCCUUACAGCCAAAGUCGUCAGAAGAGAAACUAGUGGAUAUAGAAGAACCACAGACCGUUCAAAGCCUAGGGGCACCACCGACAAGUUCCACGCCAGAAUCACCAAUGUCUCCCCAGAGAACACGGGGACUGCCCUCGGCAGCGGCCCAGCAGAUGGGCAACAUUUUGAAAAACAACAAAGGAUCAGUUACCAUCAGUGAUAUUCUGAACUUGUGAAAACCACCUCAGAAAGGUCAGGGUACCUGAUACCAAUCUGAACUGCACUUCCGGGGAUUCACGACAGCCAAUCAACUGCUGGAAUACUUAGGAGUAGACACUCAGAAAUUAGAGGACUGUGCCCUUCAGAUCUACAGAUAUCACAAUGGAACCCAGGGAGAUUAUGGAACCUAUCUGGACUUGGAAUCCACCAUAGAUGAACAACAAGACGAUUUAGAAGGAUUCCAAGAUCAAAAACAGUCCGGCAUUCUUCGGAGAAAGAAUGCUUUGAUAUUGAGGACACAGUUAACAGUACGAGUACAUGCAGUCAUAGAAAAACUUCUGAAUUCCCAUGGAAGAGAACUUAGGCGUGCUUUGUUUUCAUUAAAACAAAUCUUUCAGGAUGACAAGGACUUGGUCCAUGAGUUUGUUAACAAUGACGGCCUGGAUUGCCUCAUCAAGGUGGGAUCUGAGGCGGACCAGAAUUACCAGAACUACAUACUCAGAGCUCUGGGACAAGUCAUGCUGUAUGUGGAUGGGAUGAAUGGUGUGAUAAACCACCCAGCUACCAUACAAUGGUUGUACUCGCUUCUGUCAUCCAAGUUUCGUCUGGUUGUAAAGACUUCUCUGAAGUUAUUAUUAGUGUUUGUGGAAUAUACAGAGUCCAACACAGAGAUUCUCAUCUCAGCGGUCAAUGCUGUGGACACCAAACGAGGUGUAAAGCUUUGGUCCAACAUAAUGGGGAUCCUGGAUGAAAAAGAGGGAGGAGACACUGAACUCUUGACCUAUGCCAUGACCCUUGUCAACAAGGUUCUAAAUGCCAUCCCAGACCAGGACACAUUCUACGAUGUCACGGAUGCCUUUGAGGAGCUGGGAAUGGAAAGAGUCACACAGAGACAAAUGAACAAAAAUGGAGCCGACCUUGACCUUCUGUCACAGUUCCAGAUCUACGAGGCUGCUUUGAAAGCUGAGGAUGGAGAAGAAGAUGGGAAUCAGUCUCAAGUCGAAAACCUCAGGAGAACACCAAGAAUAAAAGCAGAGGGAGAAAUGGGUAGAAAGAGUCGGCGAUAUUCUCUAGGUACAGGUCCUAACAGACUAGCCAAAUCAAGAAGUGUGCCAGAACUCCAACCUGCUGAAGAAUACAAACUUAGAAAAGAAAAACAGAAAGAGAGAUGCCAGCUUGUCCCAGAGGAACAUGAACAACACGACCAGCUUCCAGACCAGCAGCUGAGGAUGAAGAAGUUUGAGGAGCUCCAACAGAACAUGGAGGAAGUACGGCCCCCUGACAAAUUACUUUCCCCAUCCCAGGAGCAGGUCAGCGGUUCAGCAGAGAAAGACCCCGCGUGUCGCCAGUCUUCGUACCCAGCAUUUGAAGUCAACACUAAUGUUCCAAGGACUCGUCAGCAACGUAGAGAGCGCCAGCGUUCCUUUCUCAAGGAACAGGAAAUGGAGCGAGCACGGCAACGUGUCUCAGACCGUUACCAUGACAUUGAACAUGACCGUGCUUCUGUGGCCAGCACUUCCAGCACGGGGUCGUGUGAUAGUAACUCACACCCUGUGGAGAUUGAGUCUAAAUACUCGUCACUGAGCUCACUCAGUGAUGUAGAAACAAAUGACCAUUCAAGGGUUCAUGACAAAAGACGAGGACAACAGAAGCCUUUAUUACAACCACAGAAACCUGAGGACACAAUCUCUAAAGAAUCUGGCUACAACAGCAAUGAUGAAGCAUCUCACGGUCAACAAAACAAUCUGGACUCUAGAAAUAACGAGAUCAAUGACACACUCAAUCAGAACCAGAAUGGAAUGUUGGAGGAGAACAGUCUGCCACAGGACAUGUCCAGUAACAGUCGCUGGCUGAUGUACAUGAAGAAACAGAAGGAGAAAGAACAGGAGGAGGAAGAGGUCCCCGAGCCAGGGGUCCUCAAAAGACACCCCUCCAUCAGGGGAGACACAAGCCUCACCCAGAGAAAGGAAAAUCUGGAGCAGGGACUCAUAGGAAAUUCUCUUAUGCCCCCCAAACCCAUAGAGACUAUUGAAGAAAAAGAUAACAGACUCAAAGAUCAUAUUGACAAAUUCUCCAGUGGACCAGGUGUAUCUGAGUCAAAGGAGAAACAGGCCCCUGUAGGAGAUAAGUCAGGGUUAAUCAGUCGUGCCAAAGAGGGUCUUCAACAACAAACAACUGUGAAAAAGCCAGAACCAGCUGUACCAGUUGAAGUGAAAAAGACAGAAAGUGACAUACAGUGGGAUAAAUUAUUACAAAAGUUGCACAGACCUUUGAAAAUUAAGGAUGUUGAUUUUACUGAUCUCAAGGACUCUGAGGAUGAGGAUGUGUUUUGUCCUCCUAAAGUGGCAUUUAAUCCAGCUCUGGGUCCUCCUCCUCCCCCAGGGAUACCAGGGAUGGUACCCCCACCUCCCCCACCCCCCAUGGGUGGGAUACCCCCACCCCCUCCACCCCCCUUUGGAGCUCCUCCUCCACCACCUCCACCACUGGGAGGAAUUCCUCCCCCUCCCCCACCUCCUGGUUUGUCACCAGUGCAGAACCUACCAAAGGUUAACCUUCCACCAGCUCCAGGAGCAAAUCUGAAGAAAGUGAAAAAGACAAUAAAACUUCACUGGAGAACUGUUCAGGCAGAAGCUCCACAUCCUUCUACCAAAGGAGAAACGAUCUGGAAAGACAUUGUGAAUGUGAAGGUGGAUCCAGAUAAACUAGAGCACCUGUUUGAGACCAGGAGCAGUGAAAUCAACAAAAAGCGUCAGGAAACAACAGGCAAGAAAGAGAUUACGGUGCUGGAUGCCAAACGGUCCAACGCUAUAAACAUUGGUCUCACCGUGCUACCGCCCCCCAGAACCAUCAAGGCGGCCAUUUUGAAAAUGGAUAAUGCCAUAAUGAACAGGGAAGGCAUAGAGAAAAUUCUCACUGGAAUGAUUCCAACAGCGGAGGAGAAGACAAACAUUUUGGAGGCGCAGAUGGCUAACCCAGAUAUCCCGUUAGGAACCGCUGAGCAGUUCCUUCUCACUCUGUCCUCAAUCAGCGAGUUGCAGGCCCGACUCUCUCUUUGGCUAUUUAAACUUGAAUAUGAAACUAUAGAAACUGAAAUAUCUGAUCCACUCUGUGAUUUGAAAAAAGGCAUUGAUGAACUGAAAAAGAAUAAAACAUUUAAAUGUAUUUUGUCUGUGAUAUUAACAAUUGGAAACUUCCUCAAUGGUGCUCAGGCCAGGGGAUUCAGUAUUGAAUACUUGGCAAAAAUUCCAGAAGUUAAGGAUACUGUUCACAAACACUCGUUACUCCAUCAUUUGUGUGCCAUCAUCAUAGAACAAUACCCUGACACAACAGAUCUGUAUUCCGAGAUAGGGGCACUGGCUCGCUGUUCUAGGGUGGAUUGGGAUGAGUUGGAGCGCAAGCUGGAGAAGUUAAAGGGAGACUGUAAGGCAUCCUGGGAUCACUUACGUGCAAUAGCUAAACACGAGGGCGGAUCUACCUCCAACCUCAAGUCAAAGUUAUCUGAGUUCCUGGCUGAUGCAGCACAGAGGAUUAUGAUUCUAGAGAUUGUGUCCAGGCGGGUGAUCAAUCGCUAUCAUAAACUGCUCCUAUACAUGGGAAUUCCUGUACAUUUUGCUAAAGACAUGAAAGUGAACUCAUUUUGUAAAAUUGUGAGUGAAUUUGCACUGGAAUACAGAACAACUAGAGAGAAAGUCUUGCAGCAGCUGGCAAAGAAGGCAAAUCAGAGAGAAAGAAAGAAGACCAGGGGGAAAAUGAUUGUAGAUACGGCGAACUUUUCACGAAGUCGGUCUAGGGACGACGGGAACAUUAGUGAGGACCACGCUAACUUACACAAACUUCUGUCCAAUGGGUACACGAGUUGUGAUGAUCGGGGUCUCCCCGGGCUCAAAAGUCGCAGUCGAAGAUCAGGACCACUUGACUCCAAGUUUUCGUCGUCUCGAGGAUGUGUUACGACAGACUCGGAGAUGUACGACACUGGAGAUGACGAGAUUUUAGAGGCGUGUGUGAGAACAGCCACCGCAGCAUCAAGUAGAGCCCCAAGGGAGAGAAAACGAGCAAGCAGACAUCGAAAAUCUUUGCGACGUACUCUGAAAAGUGGAUUGAAUUCUGAUGAGAUAGAUAUGGUGAACUCCUUCUCUGAUGCAGUGUAAUGGAUGUCAAAGGGUACACAACUCUGGAUUAAACAGCCACUGCAUGGAAACUACAUCGAUUAAAGACCACUCUUUAAAAAAAGCCAUAAUAACUUUGUAUAAAUUAUCUAUUUUGGUCCUGUAUAGUUUCAAGUAAUAGAUAUCAAACGUAUCCCUAGUGAACUAAAAUGUUUGAUGUAUUUUAGACCAUCCAUGUAUUGACCAUACUACUAAUGUUCAGUGUAUUUAUAUUUAUUACCAUGUGUAUUUCCUAUAUUUGAUUGCUGUUUGGUUAUUUAUACUGUGUGAAGGUUUAGUCAACAUCAAACUGUCUCUAUGGAAGGAGUUGUCCCGUUCAUUUAAGUCUUUCAGUUCAAAGUUCAUCUCAGAAGUCCCUCAUUUUAUUCAAAUCUGUAUCCUCCAUCCAUAAUUUAAUUGACUCAUAUUUUAAUAAGUAAUCCAUGAAAAGGGUGAACUUUUUUUUAUUUCAUAAGUUAUUUGUCUCCAUUGUAUUUUUACAGACACAGGGUAAAGGGAGGUUACUCUACAGAUAAAUACACAUUUUCCAUGAAGUUUUUAUUAAACAUUUCUAAAGUACAUUAUCUACAUGUACAUGUAUUUAAAUGUAUAAUCAUAAAACUCAUUUUAAAUUGUUGUUAUUUCAGUAUCCACUUUUAAAUUGACAUAAAAUGAAAACAAAACUGAAGUUUUGAAAGCAAAAGUAAUUUUGUACUGUUCAGACUGGAAUUUAUUUUAAAGUUGUAUUUUUUUUUUGUAAGAAAAUGUACUCAUCACCCAGUGUUGACCAAUUUUAGGUUUGGUGAUGUGGUUUGACGUAAUUUGGUUUAACAUGGUGAAUGAAUGACUGUGAUAAAUUUUUAUUUAGUUGCAGGAAUCCUACAAGGUUAUCUACUCUCCUAUUGACUUUUUAUAUAUUCUGUGAUGCAUUUGUUCUUUAUCUAUACUCAACUUCUUGUUAAUGAAUCUCAGAGAUUUGUUGUCUUAAGUUCUCAGAUUUAAAGAUUCACUGAAUGUGAUACAGGUAUUUUAUGCUUUGAUCAAGUUUUGAAAUGCACUUUAUCAUUUAAGAGAGGUAAAGGUUCAACGUGGUGCAGAUUUAUAUUAAUUUACUCGUAGAAAGUAAAUGGACAUUGAUGUAUAAAACAAUGAACAAAUUUUUAUUUAUUUCAGAUUUUAUGCUAUAUUUUGUUAUGUUGUUAAUCGUGUGUAUAAGGGCAGGUGUGAUGUGUUGUUAUUCUAUAGCUCUGAAUGUAGUAAAAAUUUAUUGAUGCAGUAUUAUUCAACAGAAAUCUAACAUUCUGUUUGUAAUAACAGAUAUGUUAUGGUGCUUUCAUUGAUUUUUUGCAAUAAUUUAGAAGUAAUAAGCUUGGUUAGUUUGUUCAAUGUAAUAGUUAGUAUUUAGUUGUGAAAUUUCUUUAGUCCUUUGUUGUUAGGGGCAGUGGGCAAUAAUUGUCAUUAUCUGUCAAAAUUUCAUCUGUUUUGCCAGAAAAACUAGUCAGCCAUUUUGUAAUCUGACCUUUCAUUUGACCCUUUCACCAGGACGCCACAUUAGGAGUGUCUCAGUUUGAUAAACAUGUACACAUCUUUUUUUAUUCAGCAUCACAGACAAAUCCUGCCAUAUUUUAUGUAGACACAUUUUUCAAUAAAAGUAGGGUGAAGUAAA
This is a messenger RNA of Saccostrea cuccullata (small rock oyster), 9643 nucleotides long. RefSeq names its product FH1/FH2 domain-containing protein 3-like. The record is from RefSeq and is a predicted model, not a curated record. Gene Ontology annotation, biological process: cortical actin cytoskeleton organization. The transcript has 29 exons. Gene Ontology annotation, molecular function: actin filament binding. Gene Ontology annotation, cellular component: cytoplasm; cytoskeleton. NCBI's taxonomy places the organism in Eukaryota, Metazoa, Mollusca, Bivalvia, Ostreida, Ostreidae.